AUGGGUGAUAUGGAGGAGAACGUGAUUGUGAGAAAUACCGCUGGUACGAUUCUGGUGGAUAACAUGCUGAUCAAAGGGACUGCUAGAGGACCAGACCCCACCAUCGAACUUUCCUUAAAGGACAACGUGGAUUACUGGGUGUUGCUGGACCCUGUUCAGCAAAUGCUCUUCCUGAACAGCACGGGCAGAGUUCUGGAUAGAGACCCCCCGAUGAACAUACACUCCAUCGUGGUGCAAGUCCAGUGCAUCAACAAGAAGGUGGGCACUGUGAUCUACCAUGAAGUUCGAAUCGUGGUGAGGGACAGGAAUGACAACUCACCCACGUUCAAACACGAGAACUACUAUGCCACCGUGAAUGAGCUCACUCCAGUUGGCACCACGAUAUUUACAGGAUUUUCAGGAGACAAUGGAGCUGCAGACAUAGAUGAUGGACCAAAUGGACAGAUAGAAUACGUUAUCCAAUAUAAUCCUAAUGAUCCGACAUCUAAUGACACCUUCGAAAUUCCCCUCAUGUUAACUGGAAAUGUGGUGUUAAGGAAGAGGCUCAACUAUGAAGAUAAGACUCAGUACUUUGUCAUCAUCCAAGCUAAUGACCGUGCACAAAAUCUGAAUGAGCGGCGAACCACUACCACCACCCUCACAGUGGACGUUCUGGACGGAGAUGACUUGGGUCCUGUGUUUCUUCCUUGUGUCCUGGUGCCAAACACACCUGACUGUCGCCCGCUCACCUACCAAGCCGCCAUCCCUGAAUUGAGAACUCCGGAAGAACUGAACCCCAUCAUCGUUACCCCGCCCAUCCAAGCUGUUGACCAGGACCAGAAUAUUCAGCCACCAUCAGAUAGGCCAGGCAUCCUCUACUCCAUCCUUGUUGGGACUCCUGAGGAUUUCCCACGAUUUUUCCAUAUGCAUCCUAGGACUGCAGAACUUAGUCUCCUGGAGCCAGUAAACAGAGACUUUCACCAGAAAUUUGAUUUGGUUAUUAAGGCUGAACAGGACAAUGGCCAUCCUCUUCCUGCCUUCGCCAGUCUCCAUAUUGAAAUCCUGGAUGAAAACAAUCAGAGUCCGUAUUUCACGAUGCCCAGUUACCAGGGCUAUAUCCUGGAAUCCGCCCCAGUGGGAGCAACCAUCUCCGACAGUCUGAAUUUGACCUCCCCUCUGAGGAUUGUGGCUCUGGACAAGGAUAUAGAAGAUAUGAAAGACCCAGAGCUUCACCUUUUCCUGAAUGAUUACACCUCAGUCUUCACUGUUACACAAACUGGCAUUACUCGCUACCUCACCUUACUUCAGCCAGUGGACAGGGAAGAACAGCAGACUUACACUUUUUCGAUAACGGCAUUCGAUGGUGUGCAAGAGAGUGAGCCAGUUAUUGUCAAUGUUCGGGUGAUGGAUGCAAAUGAUAACACUCCAACCUUCCCUGAAAUAUCCUACAAUGUCUAUCUGUAUACAGACAUGAGCCCCGGCGACAGUGUCAUUCAGCUCACAGCCGUGGACGCAGACGAAGGGUCCAACGGGGAGAUCACGUACGAAAUCCUGAUGGGGGCUCAGGGCGACUUCAUCAUCAAUCACACCACGGGGCUCAUCACCAUCGCCCCAGGGGUGGCACUGACCGUGGGGCACACCUACGCGCUCACGGUCCAGGCCGCGGAUAAUGCGCCUUCCGCGGAGAGAAGGCACUCCAUCUGCACAGUGUACAUUGAAGUGCUUCCUCCAAAUAAUCAAAGCCCUCCCCGCUUCCCACAGUUGAUGUACAGCCUCGAAAUCAGUGAAGCCAUGAGGAUUGGUGCUGUUUUAUUAAAUCUACAGGGAUUAGCUGCAAUCAUUACGAGACAGAAUGAAGGGACUGGAAACAUGCAGUUGAAUAUUUUGUACUUUGCACCCAAAGAGUCUGCAGCUAUUAUUUUCUGUCUCGAAUUCCUUUACCCAGCAGGAUUUAGUUUUGCUGCAGUGUGGUAUAGAGAAAAUAGCUUUGGGUUCACGGACGGACGUACUGGGAUUCUAACCUUAGGGAAAGCCCUGGACAGGGAGAGCACCGAUCGCUACAUUCUGAUCGUCACUGCUUCAGACGGCAGGCCCGAUGGGACCUCUACUGCUACCAUAAAUGUGGUGGUGACAGAUGUCAAUGACAAUGCACCAGUGUUCGACCCCUUUCUGCCUAGAAACCUGUCUGUGGUGGAGGAAGAAACCAAUGCCUUUGUGGGUCAAGUACGGGCAACAGACCCUGAUGCUGGAAUAAAUGGCCAAGUGCAUUAUAGUUUGGGCAACUUCAAUAAUCUCUUCCGCAUCACAUCCAAUGGGAGCAUUUACACAGCUGUAAAGCUUAACAGAGAGGUCAGGGACUACUACGAGCUUGUUGUUGUGGCCAUGGACGGAGCAGUGCAUCCCCGUCACUCAGUGCUCACACUGGCCAUCAAAGUUUUGGAUAUCGACGAUAACAGUCCUGUGUUCACCAAUUCAACGUAUACUGUGGUCGUGGAGGAGAACCUGCCGGCUGGGACCACCUUCCUCCAGAUAGAGGCCAAAGAUGUUGACCUUGGAGCAAAUGUGUCUUAUCGGAUCCGAAGCCCAGAAGUAAAGCACUUUUUUGCACUACAUCCAUUUACAGGAGAACUUUCACUUUUAAGGAGCUUGGACUAUGAGUCAUUUCCAGAGCAGGAAGCAAGCAUCACGUUUCUCGUGGAGGCCUUCGAUAUUUAUGGAACGAUGCCACCAGGCAUUGCCACUGUCACAGUGAUAGUAAAGGAUAUGAAUGAUUAUCCGCCCGUAUUUAGUAAACGGAUCUACAAGGGGAUGGUGGCUCCGGAUGCCGUGAAGGGCACACCCAUCACAACCGUUUAUGCUGAAGAUGCAGACCCCCCUGGGUUACCUGCAAGUCAUGUGAGGUACAGAGUAGAUGAUGUCCAGUUUCCUUAUCCUGCCAGUAUUUUUGAUGUAGAAGAAGAUUCUGGAAGAGUAAUAACUCGAGUCAAUCUUAACGAAGAGCCUACAACAAUUUUUAAGCUGGUGGUUGUUGCUUUUGAUGAUGGUGAGCCUGUGAUGUCCAGCAGCGCCACAGUGAAAAUUCUUGUCUUACAUCCUGGAGAAAUCCCACGCUUCACACAAGAGGAAUAUAGACCUCCUCCAGUGAGUGAACUUGCCACCAGAGGGACUAUGGUUGGAGUGAUUUCGGCAGCGGCCAUCAACCAGAGUAUUGUGUACUCCAUAGUUUCAGGAAACGAAGAAGAUAUGUUUGGAAUUAACAACAUCACAGGUGUUAUCUAUGUGAAUGCCCCCCUGGAUUAUGAGACCAGGACAAGCUACGUACUUCGCGUCCAGGCCGAUUCCCUGGAAGUGGUCCUCGCCAAUCUCCGAGUCCCUUCGAAAAGCAAUACGGCUAAAGUGUAUAUUGAGAUUCAGGAUGAAAAUGAUCAUCCCCCAGUGUUUCAGAAAAAAUUCUACAUUGGAGGUGUAUCUGAAGAUGCAAGGAUGUUUACUUCUGUGCUCAGAGUUAAGGCUACUGACAAAGAUACUGGCAAUUACAGUGCCAUGGCUUACCGACUCAUCAUUCCACCCAUUAAAGAGGGAAAAGAAGGAUUUGUGGUGGAAACGUAUACGGGGCUCAUCAAAACUGCUAUGCUCUUCCACAACAUGAGAAGGUCCUACUUCAAAUUCCAAGUCAUCGCAACUGACAACUAUGGGCAGGGACUGAGUGGCAAAGCGGAUGUUCUGGUUUCCGUGGUCAAUCAGCUGGACAUGCAGGUCAUUGUUUCCAACGUGCCCCCGACUCUGGUGGAAAAGAAGAUAGAAGAUCUCACAGAGAUUUUGGAUCGCUAUGUUCAGGAGCAAAUUCCCGGUGCCAAGGUGGUGGUAGAGUCCAUUGGUGCUCGCAGGCAUGGGGACGCCUUUUCUCUAGAAGAUUAUACCAAAUGUGACCUGACUGUCUACGCAGUCGACCCCCAGACCAACCGAGCCAUAGACAGAAAUGAGCUUUUUAAAUUUCUGGAUGGCAAACUGCUUGAUAUCAAUAAAGACUUCCAGCCGCAUUACGGGGAAGGAGGACGCAUUUUGGAGAUCCGCACUCCAGAGGCAGUGACCAGCAUUAAAAAGCGAGGAGAAAGUCUGGGCUACACGGAAGGGGCCUUGCUGGCACUCGCCUUCAUCAUCAUCCUCUGCUGUAUUCCUGCCAUUUUGGUGGUUCUGGUCAGCUACAGACAGUUUAAAGUCCGCCAAGCUGAGUGCACCAAGACAGCGCGAAUCCAGUCGGCCUUACCUGCGGCCAAGCCCGCGGCGCCCGCACCAGCACCCGUGGCCGUGCCCCCGCCGCCCCCGCCUCCCCCCGGGGCGCACCUGUACGAGGAGCUGGGGGACAGCACCAUGAGAGGUUAUGCAUCAGAGCAACAGCAACUCCUGAGGCCUUCUCUUCUUAAACCAGAGGAGUUAUCCAUGGAGUCUGGAAUUGAUCCUGGCCAGGAAUAUGGACAAGAUUAUUACAGUUAUGAGCAUGGGUAUGAGAUGCCUCAAUAUGGAAGCCGUCGCCGUCUGUUACCACCGGCUGGACCAGAGGAGUAUGGUGAGGUAGUUGGUGAAGCCGAGGAGGAGUAUGAGGAGGAAGAGUGGGCGAGAAAAAGAAUGAUCAGGUUAGUUGUGGAUCGCGAGUACGAAACGAGCUCCGCCGGAGAAGACAGUGCUCCGGAGUGUCAGAGAAGCCGCCCUCACCGUCCCACCACACACAGUAACAUCAACGGCGACAUCUACAUUGCCCAGAACGGGUCUGUGGUGAGAACCCGCCGUGCCUGCCUCACUGACACCUUAAAAGCAACUUCCCCUGUCCGACUGGGGAGGCAUUUUAAGAAACUUGACAAGUUGGCAGUGACACACGAGGAGAAUGUCCCCCUGAACACGUUAUCGAAGGGGCCGUUCUCUACCGAGAAGAUGAACACGAGACCCACUCUGGUUACGUUUGCCCCUUGCCCUGUGGGGACCGACGGUACCGCAGGGAAGCCAUUGGGGCCCAGGCUGAAAAGCACAGUUGAACAGGAGUCCAUGGUUGACAGUAAGAACAUCAAGGAGACUUUGGAAUUCCCUAGUGACCACACGCGCUCAGACGACGAGGAGCUUUGGAUGGGCCCCUGGAACAACCUCCAUAUACCAAUGACAAAACUGUGACUGAUUUUUUUAAAAAGUUAUUUUGAUUUUUACUUCAGUUUUUAAUAAACUGUGCUUUUUAUUGUCACUGAGAAAAUGAUGUAUGGGAUUUAUAUCAUGCACACAAGCUAAAACUUUGAACAAUAUGCUUUAAAGUUUAAAAAGAGACAAAUUUGCACUCGCCUUUGUAUCAAUUAAUUGUUCUUCCCAGAAAAUCUUUCUGGACAGACUCUCAAUUCUCUGAAUAACAUAUCAUUUAAACUUACCAUUUAGCUGUUUUGUUGGAUCUUUAAUUUUUUUUCAUUUUAAUAAAUGAGAAAUAGUAAGUUAUCAUUUCUAUUUUGUCAGUUAACCUAGAUUAGUCUUCAGCUCUAUCUUCACAGAACACUUUUUGGCACAUGUUGUGAAUUUAGUUUUCAUAAAAAUGGGAAAAAUUAUAUUAGAGCAUUUUACAGGUAGUGGGUUUAUACAGUUGCCGUCUAUACCAUCCUGAUUUUUUUAAAGGAAAGAAUUACAGAGUGAUAGCAAACGUGAGAAUCUUCUGUAAAUUACUGAGAAUCAUGAGCCUAUUUUCCUUAUUGUCCAACAUAGUUUUUCAGAUUUUUACAUAUGCAUUUGUUGACCUUUUAAAUAACACUUGAAAUUGUAUCUCUUUUAUAAAUACUAUUCACAACUUUCCCUGGCAUCUCCCCCACUCUGACCCCUUCGCACACAUACUUCACAAACACUCUAUCCACACCAAACAUAGUAGGUGAUUUAGUUUCUCCAUCUGAAGUUAAAUAAUUUCUGGAGCAUCACAGAAAUCUCACCCUCAGCAAAAGCUUACUGAGGGAGGAAAGGAUCAAAUAGGCAAUAAUGCAUCUAGAACCACAACUUCAGUAUGGAAGAUGUAGUAAGAUCAGAGAAGUCUCACAUUAAUGUCAUUGGUCAUGAAUAUUUUAUAAACUCAGUAUAAAGGCAUUUGGCAGGGUCAAGAAUUUAUAUAAUAGGUGAAAUGCCUAUGAAGGGUAUAAAUCCAUAGCUUCAAUCACUUCUCCCAGGUACAGCUUAUUUAUAGAAUAUUUUAAUACCCAUAAUAUUUAUGUGCGUAUAGUGCAGAACCACAAUAUGAUUGCCUGGGCAUUUUUUUUUUUAAUCAAAAAACACAGUUUUGAUUUUUUACCACUGAACAAAGCACAGUGUUUCAUCAUUAACAAAAAUGAAAACCAAGUAUUCUUUCCAAAAAAACAAAAAACAAACCCAAGAAACUUGCCUUGUGUGUUGCAUACUCUCCAGAUGUUAAAAGGAUGACACGAUAUGAGAGAAAAUUCAGAACUGUAUUGAAUAUGACUUCGUAUGAUACUGAGUUCACCUCAAAUUUUGCACAGUAUUGACCAAGUUCAGAUUUCAAUAAAAUUCUCAUGCAUGCUUAUUAUAUGGUUGAAAGAGACUGAAUAAUGCACUAUUAAUUUCUCUCACCUGUUUCAUAGUUUAAAAAUAGUUGAUUAUAAUGCUGUUUCCUUAUUUCCAAAGUGAAUGAAUUGUAUGUAACAUGAACUUGCUAACUGAUGUAACUAGUAUGGUUUAAUUUCAGGUUUCAAAAAGUACUUGAGAUCAAAUGCAGGAACAUCUCAUUUAUCUGACAUUAUUGGAAAUCAGUGCCUUCUAUACCCUUACUGGAAAAACUGCCAGCAUUAACUGGAAAGAAAUAUGGCAUUCUAACAUUAGGUUGUUAGAAAUAUAGUCUUGCUCACACCCCCAGGUUGUACUAAACAAAAAUCCACGUUCUCACAAGAUCCCAAGGUGGUUGGUACGCGUAUUAAAUUUUGACAAAGAAUGACCCAUACCACUGAACUCCAGAGCUUACUCCUUAAAGCACCAAAGCAAUUGUUUUUAGUAUAACAUACAUCGGAUAGAAGUUAGAUUGUGCAUAUUAUAUUUUCCUACCUGUUCAGUCAGAGAUCACUAACUAUACUAUUUCCCUAACGUCUGAGGGUCAUCUCACCUAGCAUCCCAUGAUGGUCUCUGUGCAAAGAGCUUUAUCUGUUUUUCUUCCUCCCUUUUCAGGCUGUGGUAUUUAACUAAUUUUGUCACUUUGCCUCUCUCUAAAAUAUAUCUUCCAGUUUAUUUCUAAUUUCCUGGUGAGAAAGUCUGUGUCUUUGUUUUGCAUAUUAUUGAAAAAUUAUUAAACCCUAGAUAGGGAUCAGGCAUGUGGAUUCAAACAAAAGUCUGGCAAUUCGCAGAAGCUUUUUGGGAUCGCUAUUGGGAUCUGAGUGCUGUCUGAGAGAUCUGAAGUUGGCCGAAAACUAAAGUCUAGAUAAUAUGAGAUGUCACUGUAUUUUAAGGUUCACUUUUUACAAGGAAACAUCAAAAUAUCACAAGCUACUUAGCAGACACAUUUGAGCAAUUUCCAGUUGACCGCUUCAGUAAAAACAAUAAAGCUAAGCAGUAUUCACACAGAGCAACCAAACCAAACAUUUGGUCAGUAUAUUUUGAGGUAAAGUAUACACAGCAGCAAGAACAGUACCAACUAAAUAAGUCUGGACUGAAUCAGUUACUUGAUAGGACUUUCACUGUUCUAGAACACUCUGACUCAGGAUUAAAAUUGUGGAACCCAGGGGAGAUGCCCACAUAGUUUAAAUUUAAUACUUGAUAUAAAUGAUGUUUCUAUGAACUUAUAAAGAAAUUGGUGGUUGUUUUUCCUAGAUAGGCAUAGUGAUCGUUCUUAGUCAGUACUGGCUUUUGAUCAGGAAGAAGGAACAGGAGAUCCCAGCUGGUUAAGAUGAGAACCAACUGAUAGGACUCUCUUAUUGCUAAACCUGCAGAUUUCGGAAGGUCUCGAGGGCAGGAAGGGCGGGGGGAGGAAGAAGGAAAACUAAGUUGACAGAACAUUUGUGACUCUAUGGCCAUCAGCUCACAGAUGCCAACCUCUGAGCCCAGCCUUCUCAUUUUCAUUAAUUAUAGACGCUGAGUUGUUAUAGAAUCAUAACUGUAGGUUAGCCAAAAGCAUCUUUUUAAAUCCAGAAAAAAAGAAGUUUGCCUUGAAUUUUACAUGUGAUACAUCAUUUGUGUUAUUAGGCCACUUUGUAGCUUUUUGGGUUUGUUUUUGUUUUUGUUUUUUUAGACAUUGUUAACAGGGCGGUUAAAAUGUAUUAUUUAUCCUAUGUAGUUCUUCCAAAGGGGAUAUGGUGGACACUAUUAAAAUAUCAUUAAUUGCAUUUAUGGAUCAUAGAGCCUGAAAAAAAAAAACUGAAUUUUGAUGCUUGAGGGAAGACAUGUUCUUUCUUUUAUUUCAUGAGUUUUUCUUUUUCUCUUGUUCUGCUCCACUGUCUGCACUCUGCCCCAGAAGUGCACCUUCUGUACACCACGUCAAUUAAUUCGUAAAAUAGGCAGAAAGUGCUAAUAAUCUAUUCUCAGGGCAGAUGCACACUGGUGCCUGCAAAUAACACAGCGAUAGGCUGAGGGAUAGGUUCAAAAUAAUAUUGAGGACCUCUAUUUUUAUUGAUUGUUUCUUUCUCUUUUCAAAUGAUACCAUGAAUUCCUUUGGUUUACUUUUCUCUCUUUUGUUUUUGCAUUUGUGGACCUCGAUCUUUAUAAUGAUCUUUACUCUUUAGAUUCAUUUUUCACUGCAAUCUACUUUAAAUUUAUGGUAAGUUAAGCACAUGUAUGGAAGAUGUGAACUUUGUCUAUGGUUUGGGAAAUUAUCAACACAUUCACUGCUUUCCCAAUUUCUUUAUUCAAACACCUGUUUUUCCUUAACAAAUAUGUUACUGUAUGAGGAAUAUGAAUUAGAAACUUUCAGUUAAAAUGCAUUGUUACU
Messenger RNA from Leptonychotes weddellii (Weddell seal), 8920 nucleotides. The record is from RefSeq and is a predicted model, not a curated record. Lineage: Eukaryota; Metazoa; Chordata; Mammalia; Carnivora; Phocidae.